GCCUUUAACAAUCAUGACGAAAAUAGGUUUCUGUGUUUUUUUGAGAAUUUAUAUAAUCAGGGUUAUGACUAUCGAAAUCGUCAGUUGCUAAAUUUGCUGCGUUAGAAUGGAAGUUGCAGUUUUUUGUAUUGUACUUGCUUGUGUGACUGCGGGUUGGGCUUGGCCGCCUAUAGGACCCAAAGACCUGUCUCUGCCUGUUCCUCCGCCGUGCAAACUUAAAAUUCCACCAUGGAAAAAUCCUGAACUUUGUAGCGAGGAGAAAAAGUCUAAAUGUUUUCCGAGAACUUGCAUCUUUACAAUAACGAAGGGAUACAUUUACAAAAAUGGAAAAAAGAAGGAGGUCAAAAUUGCAAGGACGGAAAAGAUAAAAGUUGUUGAAUGUCGGGACUAUCUGGAUAAAUGCGACGCCAAGUUUUUAUUCUCGUGUAGAUGUCAACAUAUGGGGAAAAAAAUCUUUAAAUUCUUGUAUGUCGCAAAGAAAAUUAAAGGAAGAUGGAAAUCUAUUAGAACUUUGGUUCAAGUCAAUAUUCCUGAUGGAUGCAUAUGUGCCUCACCGCUCAUUGUCGAGAUAGAUUGAACACGGAGUCAUAAAUUAAAUACCAGACGAACGCAGAUAAAGUGUCAAAAUUAUACGCUGAAAAUAAAUUUAUCUUUGCAGCAAUAAACAUUGUUAUUUUUGUUUCACGCUGAAACUGUAUCAGUUAGAUAUAUUAUCUUAUUUAAAUCGUCAAAUGGGUUUUUGCCUAACAUAUUAAGCAGAAUUUCAUAUUUUCCGUUGAUUGUGACUU
Messenger RNA from Styela clava, 788 nucleotides. RefSeq lists its product as uncharacterized. Lineage: Eukaryota; Metazoa; Chordata; Ascidiacea; Stolidobranchia; Styelidae. The record is from RefSeq and is a predicted model, not a curated record.